Messenger RNA from Budorcas taxicolor (takin), 2735 nucleotides. RefSeq names its product DEAD-box helicase 31 (gene DDX31). The transcript has 20 exons. Gene Ontology annotation, biological process: ribosome biogenesis. The record is from RefSeq and is a predicted model, not a curated record. Bases 36 to 2237 code for a protein of 733 amino acids. NCBI's taxonomy places the organism in Eukaryota, Metazoa, Chordata, Mammalia, Artiodactyla, Bovidae. Gene Ontology annotation, cellular component: nucleus. Gene Ontology annotation, molecular function: nucleic acid binding; ATP binding.
GGUUUCGCGAGAUCCGGACGCGCCUCUCUGUCGACAUGGCAGCCGCCAGCGGAGUGCUUCCUCAGGUCCCCGAGCCCCGGGCCGCCGUCUUCAGGACCUUCUCCAAACCCCGCCCGGCCCACGCGAGGCGGCAAGCAGCAGCCACCAAAAGAAAAUGCCAGGCAUCCAGCGAGGCUCCCCCAGCGAAACGGAGGAGCAAAGCCUCUUUUCUCCCAGCCAAGAAAACUGCCGCGAAAGAAACUCGCAGGACCCUGAAGGGGAAGGCGCAGAGGACGUUUUCUCCCAAGAAGCCCUCAGCCGGCGCGAGGGACGGAGACCAGGAGCAGAAGCCGGGCGCCAAGACUUCAUCGCUGUUCAAAAAUAACCCUGAGAUCCCGGAACUCCCCAGACCUGUAGUAAAGCAGGUGCAAGAGAAGGUGUUCACUUCAGAUGCUUUUCAAGCUCUGGACCUCCACCCACAUCUCAUUUCCACGAUAAAUACAGUCUUAAAAAUGUCUAGUAUGACCAGCGUUCAGAAGCAGAGCAUCCCCGUGUUGCUGGAAGGCAGAGAUGCCCUCGUGCGAUCCCAGACGGGCUCAGGUAAAACUCUUGCCUAUUGCAUCCCUGUGGUCCAGUCUCUUCAAGCAAUGCAAUCCAAAAUACAGCGUGGUGAUGGCCCCUACGCUCUGAUACUAGUGCCAACAAGAGAGCUGGCUCUGCAAAGCUUUGAUACUGUCCAGAAACUGCUUAAGCCGUUUACCUGGAUUGUGCCUGGAGUGUUAAUGGGAGGAGAGAAGAGAAAAUCAGAAAAGGCCAGGCUCCGAAAAGGAAUAAAUAUCCUUAUCUCCACUCCUGGGCGCCUGGUGGAUCAUAUAAAAUCCACCAAGAACAUCCAUUUCCGUCAGAUCCGUUGGCUGAUUCUGGAUGAAGCAGACAGAAUCUUGGAUUUGGGUUUUGAAAAGGACCUCACAGUGAUCCUCAACGCUGUGAAUGCUGAGUGCCAGGAACGACAGAACGUCUUGCUGUCGGCAACGCUCACGGAAGGUGUAGCUCGGCUAGCUGACAUCAGUUUACACGACCCUGUCAGCAUCUCCGUCCUGGAUGAGAGCCACGACGUGUCGAGCCCAGAGAGCGAGGCCUUUCUCGAAGCUUCUCCUCCACAGGCGACUGACGAGCUGGACAGCUUCGCCAUCCCAGCCGGUCUCGAGCAGCAUGUGGUGGUGGUCCCCAGCAAGCUGAGACUCGUCUGCCUGGCGGCCUUCAUCCUGCAGAAGUGCAAGUUUGAGAGAGACCAGAAGGUGAUCGUCUUCUUCUCGAGUUGCGAGCUGGUGGAGUUCCACUACACCCUCUUCCUCCAGACCCUGCUGAGCGACUCAGGGGCCCUGGCCCCAGAGCGUUUGCCAGCCACCUCCACGCCGUUAAAAUUCCUGCGGCUGCACAGCGCCCUGGAGCAAGAGGAAAGAACAGCAGUGUUUCAAGAUUUCACGCAUUCCAAAACAGGCAUUCUUUUUUGCACGGAUAUUGCGGCUCGGGGCUUGGAUCUCCCUCAAGUCACAUGGAUUGUCCAGUACAAUGCUCCGUCUUCACCUGCCGAGUACAUCCACCGGGUCGGAAGGACGGCCCGGAUUGGCUGCCAUGGGAGCAGCCUGCUCGUCUUGGCUCCUUCGGAGGCAGAAUAUGUCAACUCGUUGGCUUCUCACAAAAUCAACGUUUCUGAGAUGAAGAUGGAAGACAUUUUGUCUGUUCUGACAAAGGAUGAUUGUUUCAAAGGGAGACGAGGGGGAGGCCAGAAAUCCCGCGCCACUGGCCCCCAGGAAAUCCAAGAACGAGCCACGGUCUUGCAGACGGUGUUUGAAGAUUAUGUGCACUCCAGUGAGGAGACAGUCUCCAGGGCCAAGAAAGCCCUGCAGUCCUUCAUCCGGGCCUACGCUACCUACCCCCGGGAGCUGAAGCAUAUCUUCCACAUCCGACUGCUCCACCUCGGGCACAUGGCUAAGAGCUUUGGGCUGAGAGAUGCCCCUAAAAAUCUUUGCGCCUCGGCCAUGAAGAAGAAGAAAGCAAACCUGAAAAGGCCUGACCUUCAGAGGAAGAAGACCCAGAGUAAGCAGCGCCUGGCUGAAAUCUUGCGUUCGGAGUAUGCCAGCGGGAUGGAGACCGGCGGCGCCAAGGUCAGGAAGCAGAACACGCGCGCCGGGCCGGCCAGCGAGCCCCGCGGCGCCGCCCGCACCCCGGGCCCAGCCUCCGAGGGAACAGAUUAAACACACCCCCCCUCCCACCCCAGGCCUCCCGGAGGGACGGGGAGACGUCCCAGAAAGUAUGUUAACCUCUGCCUGCACAGGGUGGGCCCUGGAGUGGGCGUCCUGUUCUCAUCAGGAGCCCUGUGAGAACUGAGGGUGCCACCGCCACCCCCUGCAGACCCCUGUCCCUGCGGGGGCAGGGGUCAACAGAGGGUGGAUUAGCUGAUUACCCUGCCUUGUGUAAGACCCCUCUCAGAUGUAUUCCAUCACUGCCCGUAGAUCACAUGAGCACUUAAUCACUUAAUGUAAAUCCUGACGUCCUGCGGCACCCACCCGGAGGGGAUCCUGCCUGGUGGUGCUGUUCUGAAGAAGUUUCACCGUUCACUUUAAGCUGCCCUCUACACGUAUGUUAGCCUGAAUUUUGUAAAACAGGAUUUUAAAAACUGGAAUUGGUAGAGAAAAGCCUGUCAGAUCCUUUUCUUGAUGUAUACAAAUGCUUUAUUAAAAAGGACCAAAUGA